This is a messenger RNA of Ochlerotatus camptorhynchus, 3465 nucleotides long. RefSeq lists its product as uncharacterized. Bases 1 to 3465 code for a protein of 1154 amino acids. NCBI's taxonomy places the organism in Eukaryota, Metazoa, Arthropoda, Insecta, Diptera, Culicidae. The record is from RefSeq and is a predicted model, not a curated record. The transcript is spliced from 5 exons.
AUGUCUGACGAGGAUCUUCGGAACGCCAUCCUGCAGCUAACAAAUCUCAUCAUGAGGCAGCAGCAGCAGAUUGAAAACCUGGAAAAUCGGGGAAAUCCGACUGCUGGCAGUGAGAAGAUUAUUGAGUCCUUGGCAAGCGGGAUCCAGGAUUUCCAGUACGAUCCGGACGGAGGAGUUUUCUUCGAUGGCUGGUAUGCGAGGUACGAGGAUGUCUUUACAAAGGACGGCCAAUCCCUGGAUGACGCCGCUCGUGUGAGAUUGCUUAUUCGCAAGUUAAGCACGCCUCUGCACGAGAAGUACGUCAACACCAUUCUUCCCAAGCAUCUCCGGGACUUCACCCUGGACGAAACCGUCACGAAGCUGAAGAAACUGUUCGGUCGACAGAAGUCGAAAUUGGAAGCCGACCAAACCGCAGUCAACGAAUUGGGAGAAGCCACCAGCAAGGUAACCCUGGAGAAUCUCGUGGAAGAAUGCCAUCGCGUGGCCAAUCUCAAGCAGGACACAUUGAUGGUGGAGAACAAAGAAGCACGCAACGUCAACAUUGUUUCUCGCAACCAGAAUAAUCCUGCCUCAAAAAAGAACCAAAAAGUGCCGAAAACGCCAUGUUGGAAGUGUGGCGACCAGCACUAUGUUCGUGAGUGUCCGUUCGCUUCGCACACCUGUUCCAGAUGCAAGCAACAAGGACACAAGGAAGGUUAUUGCAACAGCAACAAGAAUGUGCCGUCGAAACCGUUCAAACAGGCCAAAUCCAAAGAGAACGUGAAGACAAAAAGCAUCUACACGGUUCGCAACAUCGGAAGCAAGCGGAAGUUCAUCCCGGUCGAGCUCAAUGGUGUAGCAGUCAAACUUCAACACGACUCGGCGUCCGACAUCACCAUAAUCUCAGAAGAAACAUGGAUCAGCAUCGGACAGCCACCCACUCAACCGACGGAAGAAUCUGCAGUUACAGCUUCUGGUGGCAAUCUCAACCUUCUCGCUGAGUUUCAGACCGAGAUCACCAAUUUCAUCUCAAGCAGCGCUGAACUCAACGUUCUAGGAAUCGAGACUAUGGAUCUGUUCGAUUUGUGGUCUGUGCCGAUAAGCAGCUUGGUCAACGUCGUACACCAACGUUCUGAUCAGUUCACCAAUCAACUCAAGCAACAGUUUCCGGAAGUUUUUCGAAGCACGCUGGGUAGAUGCACAAAAGCGCAAGUGAAGUUGUACCUCAAACCUGACGCACGUCCUGCAUAUUGCCCGAAACGACCAGUAGCGUACGCUGCACUCGCCAAGGUGUACGCAGAACUUGAGAGGCUCCAGCAAAACGGUAUAAUUUCUCCAGUUCAAUUCUCGGACUGGGCAGCACCAAUAGUCGUCGUACGCAAGUCGGACAAUGUAUCAGUCCGUGUAUGUGGCGAUUAUUCGACGGGGCUGAACAACGCGCUAGAAUGUGACCAUCAUCCCCUGCCUCAUCCUGACGACCUCUUUGCGGAACUAGCUGGAGCACGUUACUUCACUCAUCUCGAUUUGUCUGACGCUUACCUACAGGUCGAGGUCGAGGAGGAAUCGCGAAAGCUACUCACGGUCAACACGCAUCGUGGACUGUUCCAGUAUAACCGACUACCCCCCGGAGUCAAGUCGGCACCCGGCGCUUUCCAGCGCAUCAUCGACAGCAUGGUGGCCGGCAUCCCUGGAGUCAAGCCGUAUUUGGACGACAUCCUCAUCGCUGGUCGCACCAAGCAGGAACACGAUCGCAGUCUCUACGCUGUUCUCGAGCAGAUCCGUGAGUAUGGCUUUCACCUACGCCUAAAAAAAUGUCGUUUCGCACACUCCCAGAUCAAGUUUCUCGGACACAUCGUAGAUAAGGACGGUAUUCGGCCUGACCCUUCAAAAACAGAAGCCAAUUCCAAGAUGCAGUCUCCGAAGGAUGUCCAGCAACUCCGUUCCUACCUCGGUGCUGUCAACUACUAUGGUAGAUUCGUUAAGCAGAUGAAGCAACUCAGGGCUCCUCUGGACAGCCUCCUCAAGAAAGAUGCACGCUGGAACUGGACCAAGAAUUGCCAGAAGUCUUUCGAGCAGCUCAAGGCCAUUCUACUUUCCGACCUGCUGCUUACACACUACGACCCGUCCAAGGAAAUCGUUGUAGCAGCAGAUUCAUCGAAGUACGGCCUUGGCGCUGUCAUCAUGCAUGGAUUCCCGACCGGUGAAGUGAAGGCAAUUGCGCACGCCUCGCGCUCACUGACCCCAGCAGAGAUGAACUACGGACUAGUGGAGAAGGAAGCAUUGGCCCUGAUAUUCGCUGUCACCCGUUUCCACAAAAUGCUGUAUGGACGACACUUCCUCCUCCUGCAAACCAAUCAUCAACCGCUACUCAAGGUUUUCGGCUCAAAGAAAGGUAUUCCUGUUUACAUAGCAAACCGUUUGCAGUGCUGGGCCUUGACACUUCUGCUGUACGACAUCCAACACGUUUCAUCGACGAAUUUUGGCUAUGCAGAUUUUCUAUCCCGGCUAAUGUCAUCGCAGCAUAGACCAGAUGAGGAUUACGUCAUAGCCGCCGUGUGCGUCGAAUCUGAAGCAAAAGUAAUUCUCGACGACACCAUCAGCAACCUUCCAGUCACGCACCAGAUGAUUGUGGCUGAGACUCGAAAGGAUCCAGUUCUUCAGCAAGUGGUGAAUUUCCUUAACGAAGGUUGGCCAGCAAAUGCGAAGUUCUUCGCCAGACGAGAUGGACUUCAAGUUGUCGACAACUGCGUUAUGUUCGGCGAUCGAAUCGUCGUCCCAUCAAAGUUUCGAAAGCGGAUCGUUCGGCAACUGCAUCGUGAACACCCAGGAAUGGACCGAAUAAAGUCUCUGGCCCGAAGUUACAUCUACUGGCCUAACGUUGACGACGAUGUGGAGCAAUUUGUCCGCCAAGCGGAGCGAUUCGUUGAUUCACUCAAGCGUGGCCUCAAGAAGCUAGCCAAGGGGGAAGGAUCACUCACACUGGAGCACCUGCAGACAUUCCUUUCGCUGUAUCGUUCAAUCCCAAACCGAAACACACCGCAGUCGACGUCUCCAGCAGAAGCAUUCCUAGGAAGACCAGUGCGCACCACUUUGGACCUACUGAAGAAACCUGUUCCUGUAACUGAAGCUGUCAAGAAACACAAACAAAACGAACAGUUCAAUUGGCGGCAUGGAGCAGUCAAGCGCGAGUUUGAAGAAGAUGGCCUGGUCUACGUUGAACAGCAUCGCAGAAACGCCAAGUCCUGGAUUCCUUGUCUAGUAAACUAUAGCGUUGCACUGGACAUGAACGGGAGACCGAAGCUGAGCAAGCGACGCAGCAACUACCAUGGGAAAUCCUGCUUGAUGAAAUUCAAGAUGAAGCUGUACCGUUGGAUCCAGAAGUGCAAUUCAAUCAGGAUGUCCCUAUUCCUGUUGGUUCCGUAUCACUCGAAGCUGAUGGUCAAGUGGCAAUGGUACCGUAAGGUUUACGUUAUUUACGCCGAUUAA